Molecule: messenger RNA, 734 nt
Organism: Penicillium antarcticum
Lineage: Eukaryota; Fungi; Ascomycota; Eurotiomycetes; Eurotiales; Aspergillaceae
Product: PSME3-interacting protein
Exons: 2
Coding region: 30-734 (234 amino acids)
Cellular component (GO): nucleus
Source: RefSeq, a predicted model, not a curated record
AGCCUUUCCACUUUAUCCCGAUCGGCGUCAUGUCUUCGGGAUUCGUUUCAGCCGGAACCAACGAGCAACCGAUCGAGCGGGACGAUGAAUGGCUCAAAGCGCAACAAGAGCUGGAGGAGGAGCGGAGGCGAAAGGCCGAGAUAGGCAAACAGGAUGACGGCAAAAGCCUCUUUGAGGUCCUGGAGCGGAACAAAAUGGCCAAACAAGAAGCUUUUGAGGAGAAAGCCCGACUCAAGAACCAGUUCCGUUCGUUGGAUGAAGACGAGGUCGAAUUUCUGGAUUCCGUCCUUGAAUCCACAAGAGCCCAGGAGGCUGCGGUAAAGCGCGAUACAGCUGAUCAGCUAGAGGCCUUCCGUCGACAGCGCGAAGAGGCCGAGAAGGCUCUACUUGGACCAACGUCGUCGGAUGUUACACCUGUGGAGGAAGAAGAAUGGGCUGCACCUGCGCGCAAGAGGCGUCGCGACAAGCAGAAGGAUCUUUUGAUUCCCGGGAAGAAGCGCAAGGCUUCACUGACCGAGAACAAACCUCAAGAAAAGGAGUCAAAGAAGCCCGAAGCUGACAGCGCAUCAAAGCCCAAGCAGGCAACGCAGCAGAAUCCCAAGCCUAGUGAAACCACCCCAUCUACGACCCCCAAGGCCGUUGCGAAACCCAAGCAGAAUCAACCACAAAAGCCGCCAGCGAAACCAGUCCCGGUCUCACUCGGCCUGGCAGGUUAUAGCUCUGAUUCAGAGUGA